AUGUACUUUAGCAAAAAGUCAAUAGAUGCAGACACUUCUAACACCCGAGCUAUCAAGACAAAUCAGGAUCUUCUGCCAGAAACACCCUGGACUCACAUAUUCUACAAUGAUUUUUGGGGAACUCUUCUUACUCACAGUGGAAGCCACAAGUCAUAUAGACCUCUCUGCACACUUUCCUUUCGGAUUAAUCAUGCUUUUGGAGGCAUGGACCCAUGGGGCUACCAUCUUGUAAAUGUCCUGUUACAUGCUGCAGUCACAGGCUUUUUUACAAACUUCUCCAGAAUAUUAUUUGGCGAUGGGUACUGGACUUUAUUUGCAGGCCUGCUGUUUGCUUCUCAUCCCAUCCACACAGAAGCAGUAGCAGGGAUUGUAGGGAGAGCUGAUGUUGGAGCCUGCCUCUUUUUUCUGCUCUCAUUGAUGUGUUAUGUUAAACACUGCUCUACAAGAAGCUAUUCAACCAGCACUUGGGGAUGGAUCUUGGGAACAGGACUAUGUGCUGGGUGCAGCAUGUUGUGGAAGGAGCAAGGAGUGACUGUUUUAGCUGUUUCAGCAGUUUAUGAUGUAUUUGUGUUUCACAGACUGAAAAUGCACCACAUCAUUCCUGUUUUAUACAAGAGGAAGAAUUUGUCCCUUUACUUCAGCAUUGGUUUAUUGACAUUCUGGGGGACUGCACUGCUGGGUGCCCGCUUGUACUGGAUGGGCAACAAGCCGCCAAGCUUUUCCAACUCUGACAACCCAGCAGCUGACUCAGACAGUUUUCUCACACGCACUCUGACCUUUUUUUACUUGCCGACCAAGAACCUCUGGCUGUUGCUGUGCCCGGACACCCUCAGCUUUGAUUGGUCCAUGGAUGCUGUGCCUCUUCUUAAAACAGUCAGUGACUGGAGGAAUCUACACACUGUGGCCUUCUGUGCUGGACUCCUCCUUCUUGCCUACUCUAGCUUGAAGAGUUCCAGCAGUGAGAGAGAAUGCAAUGGGAAAGCUGUAAUGAAUGGCAAGCAGAAUACUAAUGGGCAUAGCUGCCACUCAGACAUGGAAUAUAGGAGCUUGGAGCAGAAGUCCAGCUUUGCAUCAAAAGAAGAGAAUGGCAUAAAAAAACAUGUAAUCCAGAGACUGCAACUUCCUUCAACUGAGAACAUUGUAGUUCUGUCUCUGUCUCUGUUAAUAGUGCCCUUUGUUCCAGCCACAAACCUAUUUUUUUAUGUAGGCUUUGUAAUAGCAGAGCGUGUGCUGUAUAUUCCUAGUAUGGGCUUCUGCCUGUUGAUUACAGUGGGUGUCAGGGCCCUUUAUGUCAAAGCCCAAAAGCGCUUUCUGAAGAACUUGAUUUUUUAUGCCACUGCUUCAUUAAUUGUUUUCUAUGGACUCAAGACUGUUGUCAGAAAUGGGGACUGGCAGAAUGAGGAGAUGCUGUAUAGGUCAGGGAUAAAAGUAAACCCAGCCAAAGCAUGGGGUAACCUUGGAAAUGUUCUCAAGAGCCAGAGCAAGAUUUCUGAAGCUGAAAGCGCCUAUAGAAAUGCCUUGUACUACCGCAGCAACAUGGCUGAUAUGCUUUAUAAUUUAGGAUUACUGUUACAGGAAAACAGCAGGUUUUCAGAAGCACUACAUUACUAUAAACUGGCAAUUGGUAGCAGACCCACAUUAGCUUCUGCUUAUUUAAAUACUGGUAUUAUUCUAAUGAAUCAAGGAAAGACUGAGGAAGCGAGGAGGACAUUUUUGAAGUGUUCAGAGAUUCCGGAUGAAAAUUUGAAGGAUCCUCAUGCUCAUAAGAGCUCAGUUACCAGCUGCCUCUACAAUUUAGGAAAACUUUUUCAUGAACAAGGACAUUAUGAGGAUGCACUGAUGGUUUACAAGGAAGCAAUACAAAAAAUGCCAAGCCAGUUUGCUCCCCAGAGCUUAUACAAUAUGAUGGGUGAAGCCUAUAUGAGACUAAGCAAGCUGCCUGAAGCAGAACACUGGUAUGUGGAGUCACUGAGGUCCAAGGGCGAUCACAUCCCAGCGCACCUUACAUAUGGGAAACUUCUAGCUCUUACGGGCCGCAAGAGUGAGGCAGAGAAGUACUUCUUGAAGGCUAUUCAGCUGGAUCCUACCAAAGGAAACUGUUACAUGCAUUAUGGUCAGUUUCUCCUAGAAGAGUCCCGCUUGAUAGAAGCAGCUGAGAUGGCAAAGAAAGCAGCUGAGCUGGAUAACACAGAGUUUGAUGUUGUUUUCAAUGCAGCACACAUGCUCAGACAAGCCAGUCUCAAUGAAGAAGCAGAGAAGUAUUAUGAAAUGGCAGCAGGAUUAAGGCCUAAUUAUCCGGCUGCCCUGAUGAACCUUGGAGCCAUUCUUCAUCUCAAUGGGAAACUCAUAGAGGCUGAAGCAAACUACCUCCGAGCUCUCCAGCUUAAACGUGAUGAUGUCAUAACCCAGUCAAACCUUCGCAAACUCUGGAACAUCAUGGAAAAACAAGGUUUAAAGACCUCCAAAACAUGACACAGAAUAAUCUAGUAUUUUUUUUUUAUUAAUUGACUCAAAUCCAAAAUAAAAACUUCCAGGAAGUUAUCUGUCAAAGCUCUCAUUGGACUUGACUGCCAGGGUCAGGGGUCUUAAUUGCUGCUAGGAAAUCCUAUUGUGUAUUUUUGGCAUAACUUCUUGCCAAAAAAAAAAAAAGGCUUCUUGGGAGCUUCACAGAGGAGUUAAGUGUUACCCCACAAACAUAUUUAAUACCAUAACACUUAAAGGAAGGUAUUCUUGCAUACUUGACAAGUCAUCACAGUUAAUUAUAUAUUGCUUAUUUCCAUGUGGGUUCUUGAAAAUUAUACUGUCCUGAAGACACUGAGGGAAGACUGUGUAGAACACACCCAGCCACCUGGGAGUAAAAGAGAUAAUACUAGCUUAAAGUAUUUGCUGAGGCUGUAAUUCAUUAAAAUGUAUACUAAAUCCA
Alligator sinensis (Chinese alligator) is the source of this 2923-nucleotide messenger RNA. RefSeq names its product transmembrane and tetratricopeptide repeat containing 2 (gene TMTC2). Gene Ontology annotation, molecular function: protein binding; mannosyltransferase activity. Gene Ontology annotation, biological process: protein O-linked glycosylation via mannose. Lineage: Eukaryota; Metazoa; Chordata; Crocodylia; Alligatoridae. Bases 1 to 2472 code for a protein of 823 amino acids. The transcript is spliced from 12 exons. The record is from RefSeq and is a predicted model, not a curated record. Gene Ontology annotation, cellular component: endoplasmic reticulum membrane.